This is a messenger RNA of Episyrphus balteatus (marmalade hoverfly), 1169 nucleotides long. Its product is annotated as odorant receptor 82a-like. The record is from RefSeq and is a predicted model, not a curated record. Gene Ontology annotation, biological process: detection of chemical stimulus involved in sensory perception of smell; sensory perception of smell. The transcript has 6 exons. NCBI's taxonomy places the organism in Eukaryota, Metazoa, Arthropoda, Insecta, Diptera, Syrphidae. Gene Ontology annotation, molecular function: odorant binding; olfactory receptor activity. Gene Ontology annotation, cellular component: plasma membrane. The coding region runs from base 5 to 1105 and encodes 366 amino acids.
UGUAAUGGGACAUUCAUUAAAUUUGAAGAAAAAAGAUUCAUUAUUUGAACAAGUUGCACAAUAUUCACUUAUUGUUUUAGUUAUAUCAUGUUUGCACCCAAUUGCCAGUUUUGCCAUUUACAACAAAAACAAUAUAGAUAAAGUCACAGCCGGUAUGAGCCUUAUUUUUAUAGUGAUUCUAAAUUCGACAAAGAUGGCGACUUUUUUGGUGAAUAAGAGAAAGUUUUUAGAAGUAAUGGCUGAACUAAAGGAUAUGUGGAAAAAUAAUUCUGAUGUAACUGCAAGGAGACGUCUAAAAGAAGUCAAUACUUUUUCGGAUCGAAUGGUUAAUUCUUAUUUCUAUGCAAUGAUCUGGUCGACAACUUACUUUUUAGCAUCACCACUUAUGAAGUUGGCCUGGGCUAAAAUCACAAAUCAACCAUUUGUAAGGCAAUGGAUAACACCGAUGAGAUUCAUUUUCGAUGCAGAAACUCCACCAUACUAUGAAUUUGCCAUUAUUUACACAUCCUGUGUCAGCAUUCCUGUUGUGGUGCAUUUAUUAGCAAUCGAUGGAUUAUUUGUUUCAUUCACGGCAAAUCUUUGUGCACAUUUUAUGAUUUUGCAACAUAAUAUUGAAACAAAUGAAUUUACUGAAAAUAACUCAAUAAUACAUAUGCAAAUAAGUUCAUUUGUUAAAUACCACAUAAAAAUUCUUGAAGUAGCUUCAAAAAUCUAUGAAGCUUAUAAACCUAUUAUAUUUGGUCAGUUUGUUAUGACAUCGCUGCAGGUUUGUGUCAUUGUUUAUCAAAUUACUACGCAUAUGGAUAGUUAUGUGGUGCUGAUAACAAAUGUCUUAUUCCUUUUAACUGUAUUGAUUCAAUUAUUAAUAUACUGUUAUGGUGGAGAAAUUGUUAAAUUAGAAAGUCUGAAUGUGGGAACUUCAGUUCAGCUCACUAAAUGGUAUCGAUUGCAACCAAAAUAUCAAAAAAUGCUGUGCCUAAUAAUGAUGCGGUCUCAGAAAGCGUUUAUUAUGCGAGUGGGAUUCUAUGAUGCAUCGUUGGCAAGUUUCAUGCUGAUUAUAAAAGCUGCUAGUUCUUAUAUAACUCUUAUACAAUCACUUGAAUAAUGAAGCAUUCUAAGAAAAAUCGAUGUUUAAAUAUUCCUAAGUUUUAAUUUUACUUUUAAUUAAA